Messenger RNA from Aspergillus alliaceus, 1542 nucleotides. Its product is annotated as fungal specific transcription factor domain-containing protein. Lineage: Eukaryota; Fungi; Ascomycota; Eurotiomycetes; Eurotiales; Aspergillaceae. The coding region runs from base 1 to 1542 and encodes 513 amino acids. Gene Ontology annotation, biological process: positive regulation of transcription by RNA polymerase II. Gene Ontology annotation, molecular function: DNA-binding transcription factor activity; transcription cis-regulatory region binding. The record is from RefSeq and is a predicted model, not a curated record. Gene Ontology annotation, cellular component: nucleus. The transcript has 2 exons.
AUGUCACUCUCGCUGGUACGUCCAUCUACCGGACCAGCCGAGUUUCGGGUGUUAGAGUACGACUCAUCUUUGAUGUCCUACUAUGAGACAGUAAUUUGCAGUUCAUCGACCCUGCUUGAUAAUGCCCGACAUAACCCAUACCGUUCCGUGAUUCUUCCUAUGGCUAUGGUAUCUGACGGCCUAUACCAUGCGACCCUGGCUAUCUCUGCUCAAACGCUACGUCUGUCGGACCCAAAAUAUCGUUUCGCCGCCCUUAAACACGGCCAAAAGGCCAUCCAGGCUUUGAUUCGCAUAUUGAAACGAGGCAUAAAUAGUGAAGCCGAUAUGGAUGAGCUUCUUGGGCUGGCCUUGAUGCUGUGCUGGUAUGAGAUCACGGACGGAUGUCGGCCUUCUUGGGUGACACACCUUAACGGCAUCCGUGCCAUCAGUGCUCGGUGUCGAAAGCCUUCGCCUUUGGGAGCCGAAUCAUCUCGUAGCAGCCAUCUUCGUCAGUUCUUCAAUCGGUACUUUGCAUUCCAUCUGGUGCUAGCUCGGACUGCUUUCAGAAUUGAUGCCGACGUGGCCUCCAGCAAGGACUUUUUGCUUACAUAUCCAGACCCACCUACGAAUCUAGUAAGAAAGAUCUACGAGCCCUCCUUAAACAAUGCAUUAGUCCGAGGAAGCCUAGGCUCAAGGGAGUCAAAUAUUUCGGAGACAGAAGAUCUUCAACAACUAGCGGCUACCUCCACAGGGUUUCUCGCUGUCACCAUGCCAUUGGACGAGCUAGACGUGAUCGACCCCUAUAUGGGGUUCAGCAAUUCUCUCCUUCUCCUCAUUAAUGAAAUUGCUGAGCUGGCCUGGCGGAGUCCACCGAAGGGUCUAGAUGACUGUGCGGAAUCUCUCAGGGCCAAGGCUUUCCAUAUUAAAGAAUCGUUAGAGAAACUGCGCCAGCGGCUUCCAGUGCAGCUGGAAUUGGCCUCCGCAAGUGGGCACAUUAAAAAUGAUGACCCGAGUAGAGAUCUGGUUACAGAGUUCGUAAUCAUUGCCGAAGCAAAUCGCCUUGGUGCAUUACUCUUCCUACAUGAGAUUUGUUCGAAUCGUUUUAGAUUCGAAGGAUCCUAUUACCCCUCAGAGAUCCACGACGAGUGCGAUCAAAACACGAUUCUUCCGCGAUUUCCGGAUGAGGACAGAAACAACUACAUCCGUGUCAUCCUCGACCUGAUCGAACACAAUCUACCUUGGAUUAUUCGCACUGCAGCACUACCACUCUGGCCAUUGUUCCUUGCUGGCUGUUGCUCCGUUACUGAGGAAGACCGAAUGACUGUGAUGACUAUUUUUGAGGAAUCCGAGCAAAUGAAGCGGUUUGGGAAUAUAAGACCGGCACGAGAAGUGGUGGAAAUGGUUUGGCGUCAAUAUGACCUCGGUGUCCAGGAUGAUAGAAAAAGGCGUAAGGCGGCAGCUGUUGCUACGGGGCGCCCAGUUGAAAGGAGCAGGCAGUCCGAGCGUUUCGUGUGGGAGCGAGCCAUGAAGAUGCUAGGCGGGUGGAAGCUCAGUUUAGCAUGA